UCUCCCUCCUUCCACGGCUAUUUCAUUUUCCCCACAAGAAACUCUCCUUCACAAGAACGCAUUGCUCUGUUCACCUGAUCACUACCGUGAAAGCCUGCAUCGCGCUCUCUCUCUCUCGCUCUCCUGUUCUAUUUCUUGCUUUAUUUGUGCGUUUUGAAACAGCAAUGGCGGAAACUAAAGACGCCCACGUCGUGGUAAUCUCCACGGGCGACGAAGACCACCUUCAAGAAACUCUCAUAUCUUCGGCCCACCAUCCUCUCCAAGAAAUCUCCGAGAGCCCGGGCCACCUCUUGCUUCUAAAACUGUGGCAGAGAGAGGAGGACCUAUUCGCCCGCCGGAUCACGACCAAGGAGACGCGGAUCGACAACAUCCGGCGGGAGGUCUUCCAACUGUGCUGCUUUUUCUUCGCGUUCCAUGGCUUCUUCCUAACCCUUCUCUUUGUGUCCUCGAAUAAUUUUAACGAGAAUUCCUGUAGAAAAUGGUGGGUGCCCUGUUUUUUGUAUCUGGUAACCUCGGUCGUCAUGAUUCUUUGUGUUCAGUACAAGGUGUAUAGGUAUAUGAAGAUGUCGGCCCGCUUGCAGAAGGAGCGUGGCGAUAGCAGGGCAUUGAGUAGAUGCAUUCAGGAAUUGAGGAUGAAGGGGGCGAGUUUUGAUUUAUCCAAGGAGCCACUGAGUAACGUUAGAAGGAUUAAAAGUUCGAGUGUCGAAGUCAAAUUGACUCCUCUUAGAUGGUGUUCUCAGAAUCUUGUUACGAUCUGUUUAAUUUGUGUCACUGGUCUUGUUUUUCCUGCUAGCAGAUAUAUAUUAUGCAGUUAAUCUCAAAGUUCUUUUUGUUAUUCUCCUAAGAAUUCAUGUCAGGAUUUAUACUGGCGCAUUUCUCCCCUUCUUUCUUGUGCAUUUGGGCAAGAGUUAGCUCUUGAAAACAUCUGCCUGCUUGACUGCCUUGGACCAUUUGCUCCGAAAAUUGGCCUUGGUGUGAUAGAAAGUACUUUGGCUGGGCACUGAACUCUUUGAAAAAGGAGGUUUAAAUGCUCCUGGGGUUUGCCCCCUCUUUCCUCUUUUGUUGUUGUCUUAUAAUGUAUAAACCUUGCUCCACAAAAUGUCUGGAGAAACCACGCAGAUACGGCUCAAAGGUAAGUCUUCCCUUUUCCUGUUCAAACUAUCGUUUUCAUAGGUCUCUCCUUGUUGGCACUUAGUCUGUUGGUGUUGUUAUUUUUUCUCUUUCUUUUCCCCGUUGCACUUGCCAUACCAAUCACAACACCAAAUAUGAAAGAAGAAAGUGGCGGGUGCUGAGGAGAAGGGAAGACGGGAGAACCGGGUGAAGAAGUUUCUGAAGGCACGGCAAUUCUCAAAACUUAUUCCCCUUCAGCCAAGGAAGAUAAUGUGAAAAAGCUUUGGAGUUGUGUUCACCAUAACUCGAAACUCCUUUUCAAAGUUUUUCAGAUAAACAAGGAUCUCUCUUGUACGGGGAGGGGCCAAGUGCUAGAGAAUUUGAACUUCUGUCUACCUGUGAAGUUGCAGGCUUGGUUGCAGCUGUCAUCAUCAUGGCACGCUUCGUGCUUCUGUGUCGUCAAAUUCGGCCGUCUCUACUCGUGCGAGCAGCGAAGGUUGCAGCUGCCAGACCAUUAUAUCGUGAUCUGUGUUGCCGUUCCUUAUGCUUCUGUAAAGUAAAAUAAAACGUCAAUCUCCCUCUUCCCAUCUUAUUGUACUAGUUUUUUCUGUUGAAUGAACACGAAUAAGCAUUUAUGGUUA
Messenger RNA from Nymphaea colorata (pocket water lily), 1751 nucleotides. RefSeq lists its product as uncharacterized. Bases 165 to 815 code for a protein of 216 amino acids. The record is from RefSeq and is a predicted model, not a curated record. NCBI's taxonomy places the organism in Eukaryota, Viridiplantae, Streptophyta, Magnoliopsida, Nymphaeales, Nymphaeaceae. The transcript is spliced from 2 exons.